AUCAAUUAUUCAUGACAAUUGUGAUGAAAAAACGGUAAAAGAUCAUCAAAGAUAGGUCUUCAGUCCGGCAUCAACUUUAAAAUUAAUUGAUACAGGUUUUUCAGCAAGUACACGGCUCUGUGAAAGAUGCUCUUUUCAAUCACGAAGACGGACGUGACGUUAUUAGCGCAAUUCAGAGUGGAAAAUUUGGAAAGAAAGAUAGAAAACGUCUGAUGCCAGUCAUAGAAGCCAAUCUUAUUGAAUAUCACUAAAUGUACUAUCGUCCAGAUGAGGCUAAAUGGAAUUUAGCUGAAAGUCUAGUAGCCGAAUUUCCAUCUCUACGAAGUGAAUAUGGAGAUUAUGGAUGUAUUCAGGAAGAGUUCAAGCGCAUAAUGAUAAGCGUCGAUUUCAAGGACGAAUUUUUGGGUGUUUUUCUAGCUUCUUAUGUCCAAAAAAUGUUUGCCUACUGCAAAAUGGAAAAACCGAAAAUUUAUAAAGAAGCUCUAGCUACGAUUAAAGAUGAUAACUUAAGGGCUGUUUCAAUUCUACCGGAAUUACUACCAAAUACAAAUUUUGUACUUGGUAAGCGGGCAAAGGAAAACAAAGUAGGAAAAGCAGCAAAAAAGGUUUAUUCUACUUCUGAUAUAUUGUCUCAUUCUUAA
Molecule: messenger RNA, 641 nt
Organism: Belonocnema kinseyi
Lineage: Eukaryota; Metazoa; Arthropoda; Insecta; Hymenoptera; Cynipidae
Exons: 5
Coding region: 252-641 (129 amino acids)
Source: RefSeq, a predicted model, not a curated record